UGACAUCACAUCAAGUGUUAAUAUAAAGACACGGGACUUCUGGAGAAGAACACACGCAGCUAAAAUAUACAACAAACAAAGUCCACCCUGAAGUAGCUGUGGUGCGCUGAAAGAUGGCACAACUUCUCUUCUUGCUACUUCUGCCUUUCUUGGCUUUUACAACAGGUUCGACACAAGAAGGCAGCAACGUCACUUCUCUUACCACCGCUGCUCCAUUCUCAGACAUGAACCAAACAUCAUUGACCCAGCAUACCACAAAAAAGCACCAGAGCACCGUGGACAAGAUUGAGUACAUCAUUGGAGGGUCAGAGGAGGAUUAUUAUGAUGACGAUGAGGCGCCAACAGUGGCUCCUACUUCACCUGUUACUAAACAUUCCUGCCAGUAUAAUAGAUGUGAGCACCUGGCAUCUACAUGCGAGGAAAUUCAGCGGCAAGCUGGUGGUAAAUGUCUUUGUCCAGGAAUUGAUGGUCCCGAACGUACACCAGACUCUCCACCCAUUAAAGAGGUCCUGCUUGGGGAUUCGCACAUAACCAUAAACUGGUGUUCCCCUUCAUCUACUGUACGUGGUUACAGAGUGUUGCAUGGAGAACCAGGGGGUUCAUUGGAAAAAGGACUAGAUGUCAAUGCUUCUUUUCGCUCUUAUACCAUUGAUAAUCUUCACUCUGGUUCCCUCUAUACAGUGUGUGUUGUAGCAUUCAAUGAGGCAGGAGAAAGUCAGGUGGGUGAUAUGGAAGACCGACCAGAUGGCAGUAUGCCAGGUCCCUGCAGGACUGUUCAAACCACCAUGCAGUCACUAUAUUUAGGACUUGGCCUAGGGCUGGCAGCAGUGGCUGUAUUGCUGGUUAUUCUGGGCUACUGUCUUUGGAGAAGAAAGAGGAACAAGACUGAGAUGGAAGCCAACAUAGAAGACAGAGGAAUACCAAACUACACCUAUAAGGCAGGGAGCAUAGACCAGUUGUGAGAGUGAUGAGUCAUAUUGGGUUUGUGAAGACAGAGUGAGAUUUUAUGUUUCUAAAU
Molecule: messenger RNA, 1018 nt
Organism: Hyla sarda
Lineage: Eukaryota; Metazoa; Chordata; Amphibia; Anura; Hylidae
Product: LRRN4 C-terminal-like protein
Exons: 2
Coding region: 114-962 (282 amino acids)
Molecular function (GO): protein binding
Source: RefSeq, a predicted model, not a curated record